AAACCUCCGAUUAGUCAGUUACUUAUUGUAUACCACUUAUUAGGUAUUCCUAUCAGAUAGACCUGGUAGGUCGUAUACAGAAAGACUCAUAUUCUAAAAGAUAAAUUUGUUCAUUAAACGCAUUAUUUUGAACGGUUUACUUUCUUGUUCGGUUUUCAUGUAGCAUUGUCUGAACAAGCUUUCGAUAAAAGAUUGCAGUUUGAUUGUGGUUGUUGCAAAAGUUGCUUAGUUUCUACACGUAAGUAAAUCUGUCGGUAUAUUAACGAAAAAAUAAAGGUAUUAUCCGGUAAAAUUAAUAAUCAGUGGGAUUAUUUGUGCAUAAACUGAUGUAAAGGCAAACCCAAAUAGCUUUAAUAUUAAGAAGCUUUCGUAUUCAGUCUAUAGCAAAAAUAGAUUUAUUACGAGUUUGAGAAAGAUUAUGUCAGACAGUGAAAACGCCACAGUCUCAAAUUUUCGUGAAACAGAGAAAAACGGAGUCAUCAUACCAGAAAAGAAGAAACAAGAAAAUGACAUGCCUAGCAAGAAACAAACUUCUAUUCCACUCUACAUAAGAACCUUGCGAUGUACAGUUUAUAUUCUGAUCAAGGCCAUUAAUGUGGCCUACGUACCUGUAUUUAUAUACCGGGUAUUUCAAAAACCGAAAAAAUGCUCACCUGUAACCAACCCUCUAUUGAAAAUAUCUGCAACUGAAUUAGUUAAAAAAAUUCGAAAGAAAGAGAUUUCUUGUGAGGAAGUUGUCCAAGCUUACAUUACAAGAAUAAAAGAAGUCAACCCCCUUUUAAAUGCUGUCAUUGAAGACAGAUUUGCUGAUGCUCUAGAAGAUGCUAGAAAAGUCGAUUUAUUAGUGUGUUCCAAUGAAUUCUUAUCAAAUGGAGAAAAAAUUAUUCAGGAGUAUCCCUUGUUAGGCGUGCCUCUAACCGUGAAGGGAAGCCUUGCGGUAAAAGGAAUGAAAUUUACAAGUGGCACUGUAACUAGAAAAGAAUGUAAAGCUGAGUUUGAUGCUGAUGCAGUUGCCCUAGCUAGAAAAGCCGGUGCUAUUCCUUUAGUGGUGACAAAUGUUCCAGAACUUUGUAUGAGCUGGGAAACUACUAAUAAAUUACAUGGUACUACACAAAAUCCGCAUGAUAGUACUAGGACUUGUGGUGGUUCUUCCGGAGGCGAGGGUAGCCUACUGGGUGCAGGCGCUUCCCUAAUAGGAAUCGGAUCCGACAUAGCAGGUUCCUUACGACUACCAGCGCAUUUCUGUGGGGUAUGGGGACAUAAGCCAACUCCUGGAGCGGUGUCGUUUGAUGGACAUUAUCCGAGUUGCCUACAAAGGGACAAAUGGGAAGCGGUAUUUACUGUUGGUCCAAUGGCAAGAUAUGCUUCUGAUCUAAAAACUUUGCUCAAUGUGAUCACUAUACCUGAGAAUAAACAGAAACUGGAUUUGGAGAAAAAGCUUGAUAUAAAGAAAAUUAAAGUAUUUUACUCGGAACACCAAGACUUUUAUUGGCAAAAACCGAACAGAAGUUGUUCUGGGGCCGUGAGAAAAGUUGUAGAUCACUUUCGAAACAUCUGCGAUACUGAUCCUAAAGAGGUUGAUCUGCGGCUAAAAGAAAAUUUUCCAGACUUAGGAGCCUUAGAUAUAUUAGGUAUUAACGACAUAGAUGAUAUUUUUGAUGGAAAUAGCAAUGGAGCCUGGGCAGAGUUUUUUAGGUACAUCACAUUCUCAUCGAAAUAUACUUUUAUGCCUAUUGCAUGUGGAUUACUCAGAAAGAUAGCUAGUAGUAUAUCAGAAGAAAAUAAAAGUAAAAUUAAGGAACUUUUAGAAGAAUAUAAAAAUUCUUACCAGGAAAUGUUAAAAGAUCACGGGGUUAUUAUAGUUCCUAGUUUUCCAUUAGAGGCUCCAAAACAUGGUGAUGUAUUAAGAACUGCUUUGUUUAAUGGAUAUCUAUCUUUAUUUAAUUGGUUAGGAUUCCCAGUGACUAAUUGCCCUGUUGGCAUAACAAAAGAUGGUUUACCGGUGGGAGUUCAGGUGGUAUCAUUACCCUAUGGUGACAAAUAUACAUUAGCGAUAGCAGAAGAAAUAGAGAGAGCUUUUGGAGGCUGGGUUGAACCAUCUUAGGAAAUUUAAUAAUUCUUUAUGAUUUAUCACAUCACUUUAUUAUUAAUAUUUUAAAUUGGUUUAAAAAUAGGAGAUAUGAGAUAGAUUCUACAUUUUAAAGACUUAGGCUAGAAAUAACUUAUUGUGUAUGUAUUUUUUUAAAUUAAAAUAAAUCAAUUAAAAUUAAA
Anthonomus grandis grandis is the source of this 2271-nucleotide messenger RNA. RefSeq names its product fatty-acid amide hydrolase 2-B-like. The coding region runs from base 419 to 2104 and encodes 561 amino acids. The record is from RefSeq and is a predicted model, not a curated record. Lineage: Eukaryota; Metazoa; Arthropoda; Insecta; Coleoptera; Curculionidae. The transcript is spliced from 12 exons.